AAAAGCCAACCACAGACCCCCCCCCCACACCCCACACCAAUCCCAACCCAGUAUCAGUUCUCUAUUGGCGCUUUUGACCAUUUCUUUCUAUUGACAAUACAAGUGGAUCAGAACACGCCAGUGGUUCAACCCCAUUGACGUUGUACUGGAUGCAGAUCAGGCAUGUCUAGUCGGAGGACGCUGGAUUCGACAUCACCGACAGCGAAUUUUGAAGCCAUGACGCCGAGCAGCAAUGAUCACAAGAGGACAUUCCUGAACCUACAGACCCAGAGAAAGCUGCAUGCUCUAAUGGUGAAGCCACAACCUCAGAGCCCAGCACCCACAGACACCCAGAUUCCAUUCUCGGGAAGAGGAAACACUGCGAGCACAACCAGCGAAUACCUGAACUUCCUGAGGGAGACCGAGGCCUCAUACCUGGAGACACUUGAGGCCCAGCGUCAGUAGCAGGAUCAGCACUUCAAUCAACUGUGUGAAGAUGAGACAGAAGCCAGAGAGCAGGCGUUCUUAAUGUUUUGUAUGCUCAGUGUAUACUUGUUGGGGUGGGAUUGGUAUGGGGUGUGGGUCCGUGGUUGGCUUUUGUCCAUUCGUUUGGAUUCCUGAUGUCUAACUCAUUGUUAGAAUUUUUUUUGGUUCAAAUAUGAUUUUAGGUACUAUAUUUAUUCAAUAUUAUAUGAAUCCUAUAAAUUGGAUUGGAUGCAAUCAAUCAGCUUACAUUUCCAGAGAUCAAAUUAUGUUUCAACAAAGUAUUGCUGCAGGAAUGCUAAUCCUAUCUGUUUCUAACAGCAGAAACAAUUUCAGAACAAUCUGAGAUGGUGGGUGUCGAAAUCCACUUUCUUGUGCUUUUUUGUGGUGUAACUGUAACUGUAAGGUCUGUUUCCAUCUCACACUCUCCAACACAUACAGUAGAUCCCCUGAACACUGCUCACUUUCCAGCUCACACACUCAAACACAUAGAUCCCCUGAACGCAGCUUACUCUCCAGAUCCCAAUCACCAGAAGUCUUAUCACCUGUUCACACACCUGUAUGUCAUUUACACACACUAUUUAGUUCAGUUCUUUGCACCCCAUCAUGUGAGGUAUUGUUUGUGUUGAUACACAGUCUAGUCAGAGCGCUGGUUAGUUCCAUAGUAGUCCUCCCGUGUAUUGUAGUUUUUGGCCAUCCUCACUAACAAUGCUCAAUAUUAUUAUUUUUUGCCUAAUCCCUGCCUGUACUUUUGCCUAUCAGAUUUCCUGUCAUCAAUCUCUUGCCUGAUCUCCCAGACUACGUUGUUAACCUUUUCCCUGAGUGUACUGUUACCUUGUUGGAGUCCCUGUGUAUGACCUUCUGCCUGCCCCAGGACCCAGCUACCUGCCUUCUCCUGUGGUCCUUUACUAAUAAACACCUGUUGCGCCCUGCGCUUGAAACCAGCCCUCUGUCUCCCAUCGUACUCAUUACAGUAACGACCCUGCAGGCUCUGCGUGGUCUGCAGUUAGGAGGUAUGUUAGGUGUACAACACUAUGAAAAUGUGUAAGUGUUAUUUUUUCCAAAACAUUUCCAAAGUAUGUAUAGUCAAUAUGUAAAUAUGCCAAUCCUGUCAGUGAAAUUCACUGUCUUACCAACCUCUUGUCGAAUGCACUGACUCUCAUAUAUUCCAUUUCUGGGAUAUUUCAUGUAUUUUGUUUUGUUUUUAGUCAUCAGGUCAUUAUAUAACACAUUUCAGUUGGCUGCUAAGGAAAGGAAGUGGAAGUAGAUGUGGUUUGUUUCAAAAAAGUGACACAAGUGCACACGCAUGCCCACCCACGCAGUUGAAAAAUGCAUUGCUUUGAUCAAUUUUCAAAUAGAAUAUUGAUUUAAAUAUGGAUAUACAAUGUUAAUAUGAUCUAUUCAUUUUAAAUAAUGUAUGUCAUAACGUAUAGCAAGAAACUAUGUAUUCCUGAGGACUGUAUUGGAAGUAGUAUGUUAUAUGCUGCAGGUCAGCCCGUGCAUGAGAUCUCAUACCCAUGUGACCGAGUUCUCAUACCCAUGUGACUGAGUUCUCAUACCCAGGCGACCGAGUUCUCAUACCCAGGCGACCGUUUUACGUCUACCCUGACUGUUUUUUCAUGAUGACGUUAACUGUAAGCAACACUGUGACUGCUAGUUCUAUCUGCUUAGUUGUCAUCAGAUAAAGAGCUGCCUUUUUGAUGGGAAUAAACUAACAAUAUGUCUAGUCAUCUAGUCAAGACAAAAUCUUCUUUGUAUCUAUUGUGAUCUGGCCCCGAUCUGUCCGUCUAUCUAACAUACUAUAUAUGAUUAGUUCUCUGGGACGGAGAAAUAAAUGUCAGAGGCCACUACUGAUGUCAUUCAGUAAGGUGAAGUGCUCUAAGGAGAAGUGAGACUAAAAGGUGGACAGUGGGAUUUUCACUGACGAAUCCGGUAAAUUCUUCUGCUGCAUGGUUUGACCUAUUUCAAUUGUUCUCUUCUUCUGCCAAAAACUCCAGAUACAAUUAUUAGGGUUAUACUUGUGAAAAGGCAAGAGUUUAUAUUGGUAAAAAAACAAAACAGCAGCAGUUCCACUAUCAUGGGACAUGGAAGCAAAAAACCUAAUGAAAGUAUCACUUCCACCUGACAAAUGUGUUUGAAAAAUUAAACAAAAGGUCCUUGUUCUUUACUUGAGCCCACAGAGUGAAGGUAAAAAAUUUGCUUAUCGGUUGUUUAAUUUUCCACGUUACAUUUGCAUACCCUGGCCUUAAUAUCGGUAAGCAAUGACCUGUGCAGGUUUCUGAAUGCAUAGUCAGUCAGCUGCAUUGCACUGGUGUGAACAAGCUAGCGUCAUCCACUACUUCCUCUAUUUCUGCGGUUAGAGGCCAACGAAACGGGUGACGCUACACACACUAACAUCACAGUAGCCAUCGCUCGUAUAAAGGAGGGUGUUUGGAGGACCGUCAAAACAGACACAAUUUGACAGCUAGCAGAGAACUCCAACACUGAGUAAUACAUACAAAGAUCCCAAUGAUCGUGUUCCCCCAAACAUGCUUAUCUUAGUCACAUCACCAUCAAGGGAACUGCAUCCACUCAACAUUGACAUGGAGGACAACAGAAGAAAGCAGACAAAGGGAUGCGACUUGAGGUCCCGACUACAACGCAGAUCUUCCCAUGCCCCUAACACUGAACGACUUAGUACUGAGGAAAUUAUCCUGUGGUCCCAGUCUUUGGAGAGACUUCUCACAUCAAAAUACGGCAUGGCAACAUUUCAGGCCUUUCUGAAAUCCGAGUUCAGCGAUGAGAACAUUGAAUUCUGGCUGAUCUGUGAAGACUACAAGAAGAUUAAGACCUCCUUCAGGCUGUCCUCCAGGGCCAAGAAGAUCUACAAGACAUACAUUGAAGCUGAGGCUCCGAAAGAGAUCAACAUUGACCACAAGACCAGAGAUCUCAUCGGGCAGAAUGUAAAGACGCCCUCCACAGUUUGCUUCGACGAGGCCCAGAGGAUUGUCUACAGCCUGAUGGAGAAAGACUCCUACCCCAGGUUCCUCAGAUCCAACAUCUACAGGACCCUAUUGGACUCCGCAUCGGAGUACACGAAGAUGUGAAUGAAUACCGAUGAUAGAAAUUGAACUGAGGCUUCCAACAAUGGACUGUAAUGUUUCACAGCCAGGGAGCUUCUACAAACAGGAUUCAUAAGAAGAUGCUUCCGAGUGUGAAUUAUACUGGGUACAGAUGUAUGAGGCCUAAGGGAAUGCUGGGAGGAACAUACAGAAGUGACUGUGCUGGCCUUGUUGUGUUUAGUCUAUGUACUUUCACUUGAAAGAGGAACAUACGUCACAUAGAAGGGGACUAAAGAGAUCAUAGAAAUAUAAUGUUGAUUAUAUUUCUACGACAGAGACAUGGUGGUGUCAGGGGAUUACCUUGCAUGGCAUGUUAUUGUUAGGGACUUUCUGUGUCAAAGUUCCGGGGAUGUUUACUAUGUAGGAUCUAAACAGUCAGGGCUGUGACUGUAUGAGAAGGUAUCUGCAGUUGCACAUCAUCUGCAGGUCAUCAGUUGAGUUAUUUUUAUAAGGCAUUUGAUAAGAUAAUCUACUAAAGUUGACUUUUUGAAAAACGCGACAAUUUUAGAAUGGGUAAUUUUGUUUACUUUAACACAAUGAGGCAUGUUUGUGAUGUAAGCUUUGAAAAAUAACAUUUUGGAGAAUUGAUUUUGUGAAGAAAUUACUGAAUGUAAAAAAUGCUGUUGUUACACUGGACAUUUGUAAAAAAAUAUAUAUAUAUAAGAUUUCUAUAGAUGUAUUUAUUAAAUGGCACAUGGUUUCCAAAUUCGAACAGAUAAAUUAAACAUUUAAUAAAAACACAAAUUCAUGUAAAUGAAAUGUAAAUGCUUCAAACCUUCAAAGCACUUUUAAAAUAUCCUAAUAUUUGACUGCAUUUGUUUGUUAAGACGCUUCCCAAACUUUACUGAAAGGGUAAUGUCACGAGGUGGAAAUAUGACAGGUUCUUUUGGAUCUGCGUUGAGCAGGCAGAAGUAGGAAACAAGGGACUAGUUUCACCAUUUAAUAAAUAAUAAGUAAUGGUUUACACGUUUCCCUUUUCAGCAGUGGCCUUUCUCAUGGCCCAGGAACAUUUACAAACCAUGCAAUUUAAAAUGACACUAACAAACAAAUCAAAGUAACCAAAAGGCACAGGAAGUGGGGCAGUCCAGGAGGCAGGUGUCCAUCUUGUUUUCGUCAAACUCACAAGAAUCCAUUUCCCCUCCAUGUUCCCAGAAACCACUAUCCCACUGGGCAC
Messenger RNA from Salvelinus fontinalis (brook trout), 4737 nucleotides. Its product is annotated as regulator of G-protein signaling 21-like. The transcript has 7 exons. NCBI's taxonomy places the organism in Eukaryota, Metazoa, Chordata, Actinopteri, Salmoniformes, Salmonidae. Bases 2991 to 3548 code for a protein of 185 amino acids. The record is from RefSeq and is a predicted model, not a curated record.